Messenger RNA from Nothoprocta perdicaria, 3809 nucleotides. It is a transcript of the gene QKI, whose product is annotated as QKI, KH domain containing RNA binding. Gene Ontology annotation, biological process: regulation of mRNA splicing, via spliceosome. Gene Ontology annotation, molecular function: mRNA binding. Lineage: Eukaryota; Metazoa; Chordata; Aves; Tinamiformes; Tinamidae. The record is from RefSeq and is a predicted model, not a curated record. Gene Ontology annotation, cellular component: nucleus. The transcript has 8 exons. The coding region runs from base 70 to 1068 and encodes 332 amino acids.
CCUCGCUCGGCUCGGCUCGGCUCGGCUCGGCUCGUGCGGCCGCUCGCCGUCUCCGCGCCGCCUUGGAAUAUGGUUGGGGAAAUGGAAGCCAAGGAGAAGCCCAAGCCGAGCCCCGAUUACCUGAUGCAGCUCAUGAACGACAAGAAGCUCAUGAGCAGCCUCCCCAACUUCUGCGGGAUCUUCAACCACCUCGAGAGGCUGCUGGACGAAGAAAUUAGCAGAGUACGUAAAGACAUGUACAACGACACGUUAAAUGGUAGUACGGAGAAGAGAAGUGCAGAAUUACCAGAUGCUGUGGGACCUAUUGUACAGUUACAAGAGAAACUAUAUGUGCCUGUAAAAGAAUAUCCAGAUUUUAACUUUGUUGGAAGAAUCCUUGGACCCAGAGGACUAACAGCUAARCAGCUGGAGGCAGAAACAGGAUGCAAGAUAAUGGUCCGAGGGAAGGGCUCAAUGAGGGACAAGAAGAAGGAAGAACAGAACCGAGGCAAGCCCAACUGGGAACACCUGAAUGAAGAUUUACAUGUACUUAUCACUGUGGAGGAUGCUCAAAACAGAGCAGAAAUAAAGCUGAAGAGAGCUGUUGAAGAAGUGAAAAAGUUACUGAUACCUGCAGCAGAAGGAGAAGACAGCCUUAAAAAGAUGCAGCUGAUGGAGCUUGCAAUUCUGAAUGGCACCUACAGAGAUGCCAACAUCAAAUCACCGACGGCCCAGGCGCCCAGGAUUAUCACGGGGCCUGCGCCCGUCCUCCCGCCGGCGGCGCUGCGCACCCCGACGCCGGCCGGCCCUACCAUAAUGCCUUUGAUCAGACAAAUACAGACCGCUGUCAUGCCAAACGGAACCCCCCACCCGACCGCUGCAAUAGUCCCGCCGGGACCCGAGGCCGGCCUCAUUUACACGCCCUACGAGUACCCCUACACGCUGGCACCAGCUACGUCAAUCCUUGAGUAUCCUAUCGAGCCUAGCGGUGUAUUAGGUGCGGUGGCUACUAAAGUUCGAAGGCACGAUAUGCGUGUCCAUCCUUACCAAAGGAUUGUGACCGCAGACCGAGCCGCCACCGGCAACUAACCUAUGACCUUCUGACCUCUGAACUCUUCACCCAAUGAUGACCUGACCAUGCCUGCCUGCUGAUCAGUUAACUGGUAAACGCCUUUGCUUGCCUGUCUUCAGUGCAGCGAGCUGGGGCACUUGUCCGUUCGUCUUACCAUCUAACAAAAAGACAAAGAAAUUGUUGUCCUCCAACUCCGCUUUUUUUUCCCUCCUGUCUGGGUGAAAGUGGUUCUAGAACCUGCACUGAAUAGUAGUAAAGCAAUAAGGUCCAAUGCGUCCCUCAGCACUGAGCAUCCUCUAGUGUCCCAGCCCAAGCGAACGGUGAGAAGGCCUCGCGAGAGACGGAGACAGAUGUCCCUUAGCCACCCGAUGACAGAGGCAGUUACUGUGAGAGACUUCUAGGAAUACUUUUCUUCUCAAAACGAAGUCAAAGCUCUCUCUGAAUGUACUGUGUGAUGAUGCAUCAUGCAUGAACCUUUGGUCAGGGAUGUCAUUGGUGAAGGGAUUCCAAAAAGUAUUCAAAAUUUGAUAAGCUCUUUAGUCACUACCAGUGCCCUCAAAGGGCGGAAGUUGCAGCCUUUUUUUUCUAUCGCCUGCCAAAUUGGAUGUUUUAAAAGAGAGUGUGCCAUGAAAUACAGAUUGCGAUGACUUUUUCAGAACUAUGUUGAUGUUGAGAACAAAACAGCAACACUAUUGAAGCAAAAUCUGCGUUUAAAUUAUUUUAACCAUACUUUAAUCUCCUCGGAAGAUUACAUGAGAACAAGGUACAUGCAUUAUGUGUCACAUUACUGGGCAAACUGUUCAAAUAUUUUUUUUAAACCUCCCUGUAUAGAAAAAUUUCAUUAAGGAUGUAAAAGCCAUGCUUGCCUAUUUGCUGUAUACAUGUAAUGAAAUUGUAGAUAAAGUGUAGUGCAUUGAAACAAAAUGAACAAAAAAGUAGAUACUUUUACUAAACAAGGGUGCUGGUGCAGAAAAAAAAUAUAUUUUUGGAAAUGUAGCAUUUUAUACUUUCAAGUGUUAUAAAAAAAGAAAAAAAGAACAAAGAAACCCUUUAUUUCAUUAAAUGAUUUUUUCUGGUGGUUGUCAAGAAACAAAAGACCAAAAGAGCCUUUUAGUCUUUCUUUUUUUAUUUUUUAAGUAUUGGAAUAAGUCUAAAGAAAAGGAAGUGCCUUAUUUUCUUCAUGGUCAUUUAGUCAAAUGUCUUGUAUAAUCAGCUUCUCCCUCAGACAAGUUACUGCAUGCCACUCAGUCGCCCAGUAUGUGAAAAGAAGCUGUGAGGAAAGACAAAUGAUGAGUUGACCAUAUUGAUUACCUGAUUUUUGCCAUAUUAGUGUGACGUGACUUUGCCAAAAUCUCAUUAUGUGAAACAUUUUCUGAACUGUGUCAAACCAGCCCAUCGUUGUGUCAGCGAUUCUGCUUUAACGCCCCRGCUAAUACAGUGCUCGUGCAACGUAAACCAAAGGGUUCUGUGAUACAGACGCUCUCAUUCGAGAACGGAGUAUUAGCUGGGAAACGUUUGUAGAGAUGGGGACGGAUUUCAUUGUUGUUCAGGGAUGGAGGGGAAUUUUCUUGCCUUUGGUUGGAAUCGUUAUACAUCAAGGAUAGUGGGCUUCGGAGUCACCCGUAAAAAUAAUGUCCUGCGGAUAAUGAAACUGAAGGCACUUAACUGGUUUUCAGUUCCAGUCUGAGCAUGGCCCCAGUUUUCAUAAGUGGCUCCUGCAGCGUCAGGCAGUUUGCAGGUCACUUGCUUUUCAGCCAGCUCCUGUUUGAUUAACGUUAGGCCUGCCUUCCUUUUUUUUCAUAAUUUCCUAAGCAGGAGAGGCACAUCAGGUGAUUGAAGUCCAGCUGUGCGAAGCUUUUAACCUUUGUUUCCACAUGGCCUUCAGACAGAUGGGUAGUUGCGAGAGUUGAAGCUGUUGAACGCACAGUGCUUAAUUCUAAAAACAUGAAGUAUUAGUUUGUGUGGGGCUCUACUAAACUUGGCAAAUAUCAGGUGAUACUUUUAUUCCCCUUCUUGUCAACUUAUUCUCCUCCUGCAUAUCUUCACAGCUUCCAAAUGAAAGGUCAACAGUAAGCUAAGAGGGCUUACAUUUUAAGCACCUGCAUGGUGACCUCAUCUAACAUCUUGUCUCACCUGGAAAUAAUUAUCAGUUUAUUUACUAUGCAAUAGACAUUCAUCCUUUCAUAUUCAGCUAGCUUUUUGUUUAUUGUGCCACCGGCUUUGUCUUCCUGUUACACAUACAGUUGUGUUGGUUUUACUUACAGUAUAUGCUGUGCCAUUUUGAAUUUUAUUUUUGGUUGGUUGGUUUAAUAGACUUGCGACACUCAAACAUUUGAGGAGAGAUUUGCUAAAAACGAUACCAGUAUUUGAUCCAGUUUCAUCUCAACUAUGAUAAAACCUGGACAUUUUUAGAUGUUAUCAAAGGUCUUUUAUGGGGGGGAGGGAAGUGUAUGAAAUAGAUGUGUGACAUGUGAAAGUAAUGUUUGCUCUGAACAAACUUCUGAAAACUUAGUUGACAAAAUUUUGGAUCAACUUAAAAAAAAAAAAGCAUGACUUUUGAAAUCUCUGAAUGCCUUGGUUCUCAGUAUUAUCAUUCUUUAAUGACUUUUUCUUUAUUAAAAUAAGUAGUUUUAAGACUUCUUUCUGACAGUAUUAUGUAAUUUUUUUAGAGUGGGUAGAUGGGAGUGUCGCUUGUAUGUAACCGUACAGAUGACAUGUAUUUGUCUAUUCUUUAUUAUCUUAGUAGUUUCAUGCUAUG